Colletotrichum paranaense is the source of this 516-nucleotide messenger RNA. RefSeq lists its product as uncharacterized. NCBI's taxonomy places the organism in Eukaryota, Fungi, Ascomycota, Sordariomycetes, Glomerellales, Glomerellaceae. The transcript has a single exon. The record is from RefSeq and is a predicted model, not a curated record. The annotation marks the transcript as partial.
UUAGAAGACGGCCGCUUGCUGAAUGCUUGGGUGAAGCGUGGACCUCAAAGUGUCAUCAAGGCCCACCAAAAGUUGGCAGACGAGACUUUGAACUGUCCUUGUAUUCUCGGUACCGGGGCCGUCGUUGCUGGGGCCCUCAACCAUGCCGUCAUCCUCGUCCUCUCUGCGCUGCGACUUCUCUCUCGCCUCGUCGGCCGCCUUGUGAUGCUUGGCGUGCGUACUGAGGCUCGCGCCUCCAAGGGACUGGAGCUUGCGCGCUCCGGCAGCAUCCAUUGUUGCGCGCGCCAUGCGCCUCGACGGGUCAGUCAGCGUGGCAAACCGGAGGUCAGUACUAACCAGCGACACAUUGCGCAUCGCUGCCAGGUUGAUGCGAGGCUUAUCAUGCCUCUUGACCGUGCCUCCACCGCCGAUGGUAGGGAGGAUGUCGCUCGGAGGCGGGGAGAUCAAGCAGGCUUCCGGGCCCGGGGAUUGAUCGGGCCCGGUCGCUCAGCUGAGGUAGUUCAUAUGACGGCUUGA